AUGAUGAAUUCUUUACUUCUUACUUUUUAUUUGUUACAAUGGAAAAAAAGCAGCAAAUCUGUUGUCUGCGAUCAAAUCCAAAUGUUCAUAGCCGUGACGAAUGUUCUCCUGCAGGGCUGCAUGUCUGUCAGUGGUAUGCUGAACCCCCUUGCGAUGUUCUUCAACAUUAGUAGGAACCUACUUCUAUUAAUGCUGACCCUACAGUUCACUUUGUUCUAUGUGAGUGCCUGGAACACCGCUUGGCUCUCCAUAUUCUUCUAUGUUCGAUUGGUGAACUUGUCCCACCCUUAUCUUCUGAGGAUGAAAACCAUGUUCCUGUCUUCUGUUCCUCAGCUCCUAGUGGGGUCAGCUCUGGGCUCAAUCAUCAUUAGUUUUCCAUUUUACUGGCUAACAGAAAUCAAUCUUAUACAAAACGGAACUCAUAAUGUUAUCGUAAAUUUUAAAUGUGCAAUGAUAAACUCGUUCUUUGGAUUCUUCCUUCCUUCCACUUUGACUUGUCUCUGCAUCGGUCAGUGUGUCACAUCACUGCUGAGACACGUCUGGAGGAUAAAGCUCAGUGAAUCUCACCUAUCGUCGUCUCAGCUCCAGGGCCACGUACGAGCCGCCAGGAUAAUGACUAUGAGGGUAGUACUGGAUAUGGCAAUUAUCGGGUACGAGUACGAGUAUUUAUCUUUCGGUACUCAUCGAUACCAGUACUACCGCUAG
This is a messenger RNA of Nanorana parkeri, 705 nucleotides long. RefSeq names its product taste receptor type 2 member 40-like. Gene Ontology annotation, biological process: sensory perception of taste; detection of chemical stimulus involved in sensory perception of bitter taste; G protein-coupled receptor signaling pathway. Lineage: Eukaryota; Metazoa; Chordata; Amphibia; Anura; Dicroglossidae. The record is from RefSeq and is a predicted model, not a curated record. The transcript has 2 exons. Bases 1 to 705 code for a protein of 234 amino acids. Gene Ontology annotation, molecular function: bitter taste receptor activity; G protein-coupled receptor activity. Gene Ontology annotation, cellular component: membrane.